Podarcis muralis (Common wall lizard) is the source of this 1806-nucleotide messenger RNA. Lineage: Eukaryota; Metazoa; Chordata; Lepidosauria; Squamata; Lacertidae. The record is from RefSeq and is a predicted model, not a curated record.
GCACAGAUAUAUAUAUCACCUAAAAGGAGCCAAGAUGCUUUUCCACCAUCAUCUGUGUCAACUUGCCCAGGAGGCGGACGAAGAGAGGAGCACACUUGACAGCAUACUAUGGCUUCUGUUUGGGUACCAGCGACCUUCACUGCGGUGGUCCUUUUGCUUUCUGGGGGAUGCUAUGCCAGUUCUUCAGGUUCCUGGUGCUACGACAGCCUAAUCUGUGGACCUGACACGUGGUCAUCCCAAGGUCAUUGCAAUGGCAAGAGGCAAUCUCCCAUCGAUAUUGUCACCAGCAGUGUCAGGCAUAACCCCAAACUGGGUGCAGUGACUCUCACCGGCUACAACGACACCAAAAAACUGCUGGAAAUGAAGAACACUGGGAAAACAGUUGACAUAGAACUGGGCGAAGGUCUCCAGCUGAGCGGCCCUGGGCUUCCAGCUACAUACACAGCCAAGGCCUUUCACCUCCACUGGGGAGAUGGAGUCCAUAAACCCGGAUCAGAGCACUACAUAAACGGCGAACGGUACUCUAUGGAGUUACACAUCGUGCACACCAAAAACAACACGAGUCUAUCGGAAGCCUUGAAGGACCCACAGGGCAUUGCUGUGCUAGCAUUCUUUGUCCAGGGCUAUGAGAAGGCACAAGGCAAGACAGCUGAAGCAUGGGAAUCGUUUAAAAAGAAGCUGAAGGAUGUUGAGGAAAAGGGUGAAGAGACAAAAUUCGAUGGCAGCUUCUCUCUCCAGGACUUGCUGGGCCGCCCGGAGCUUGACCGCUAUUACCGCUACCCGGGGUCCCUCACCACCCCCGGGUGUGACGAGGUUGUGCUGUGGACCAUCUUUGCCGACCCCAUUCUGGUGUCGGAAGACGUGGUGCAUGCUUUUCCGAAUGAGCUUCAUUCAACAGACUCCUCCACUGGGCCCCAUAUUGAGAACAACUACCGCCCUCUGCAGAACAUUGGGGACCGGAAAGUGGAAUCGUCUGCCGCUUUGAAGCACAAAUCUGCUGCCUCGAUAGCCUCUCCGUCAGUAGGGCUCCUCCUCUUCAUUUCUGUGGCUACUCUUGCAUCCUUCUUACCUGCAUAAAGGCUGGAGGUGGGUGGGUGGAUGUAGGAACCACAUGGAGGAAGAGUCGACAUGAUCUCCAGAGAGGCCAAAGCUAGGCCACAACUCUUUCUGUCCCCCUCAGAAACUCCAAUUCACCUGCAUCUACCUCUCAACCAGCUCAUCCAGUACCAGAAGCACUGGCAAAGGACACUAAAAAGGCAGGAGGUGCACAUUUCAGUGAGGAGAGGAGCACAGAGAAGGAGAUCAAUAGCAGCUAGGAUGCCCAGUGCUGGGGAAGGAGUGCGGUUCAGUCAACUACAGCUAGAGCUGAAACUUUCCAUUCAAAAGAGCUCGUUGUUGACAUUUCCCAAUCUUAUAUUGUGGCUUUGUUUCUCGGUGAUAUUUGAGUUUCCAGAUCAACGUUUGGGUUUAAGUGGAAUAGAACUAUCAUCAACGUUUGAGCAAUGACGCACAUUUUGAUACACUGCAUACCAAAACUUCAGAUGUCAACAAAAGCAAUGGGGGGGUGGCGGGGAAUCACUUGAAAUAUAUAGAUUUCCUUGUGGAGUUUGAGGUUCAGGUCUAUCUGGGCUAAAACUUCCAAUGAUUAAAAAAUCAACAUUAAUUUCAGCUCUCGUUUUAGCAGGAAUUGGCAGAAGCUCUGCUUGUUCCCACAAACGUGACUUUGGAUGGCACAUUCACACGCGUCUCCAGCACUGCAGAGAAUACCCAUAGUCCCUAGUGGCAACCUCUCAAAGGCAACACAUC